AUGGACAGAAGGGCUAUGAAGAGAACCUUAACUUUAAUGCAGAAGCAAGAACAGGUCGAAAGAAUGCACAAAAUUGAAGAAGAAAUCAAAGAUUUACGAAAAUAUAUACAGGAUGUUCAAACAAUUCAUGAAAAAAAACUGAAAAAUUUCGGAAAACUGAUAGGAAUUGAUGAAGACUUAGAGUCAAUGAUUGAUGCUCAUCAAAACUCAAUGGAAUAUAAAAUUGCAGCACGAUAUAGAGAAGUUUACCAGAGAAUGGAAAAUUAUACUAAAAGAAAUCAAGAGCUAGAGGAACGAUUAAAAAAUAACGCUGAGCUUAUUAAAGAAGCAAAAGCCAAAAUAAAAGCAGGUUUUGAGAACAGUGAAGAAGUCAAAAAAUUAGAAUCGGAAAUUUCAAAAUAUCGAAAUUCUAUAAGAGAAUUUAAUGAGAGCUUAGAAGAACAAACUUUGAGAAAUACUGACGAAGAACUGCAGCAGCAAUUAGUGCAAAAACAUAUAGAAAUUGAAGAAAAAUACUCAAGCCUACACAAUAUAUCCUAUUUUGAAUAAAAAUAUUAGUAAAGCUUAGAAUAGUACCCUAUUCCUAUAUAAUUAUUGGAAUUAUCUGAAUUUUUAAAAUAAAAUAAUUUUCUCUAAAAAUAUAAAAAAUAUUUUUAUUAAUCAAGCUGAUGGAUUUAAAGAAGCCGUAAACAUGUGGGAGAUUGGAAGAAACGAAAACGAAGCAAGCUAUAGAAAAAAAUUUAUUGACAAGCAUCGAAAUAUGACAGAUAAAAUUAACGAGCUUGAGCAGGAAUAUGAAAAAAAAAUUAAAGCAAUAGAAAAAGAAAUAUGGGAGCUCACAAAAGUAAAAACUGCAGAAAUUCAUGAUUUAGAGUAAAGAAUAUUUAGGAGAGAAUAUAAUGAAAUGAAAGAAGAAGCUUUAGGACUUUUUGGGUUUGCUCAUACUCAGAUGACGAUAUUUGAAGAAUUAGAAAAUAUACCUAUUUAAAGUAAAUAUAAAUGCUCCUACUGGCUACCGUUAUCCUAUUUUCUUAUAAUAGCUAAGGAAGCGGCUAAGCAGGUUUAAUAAUUUUUAUAUUAUAAUAAAGAAUAAAAACGAAAGGAAAAAUCAUGAAAAUUUGAUGUCAGAAAAAAAUCAAUGGCUUGUUUCAAGAUUUCCAAAGUAAAUAAUAAAUAGGAUUUUUAGAAUUAUCCUUGAAAUUGUAAAAAAAAGAAAAAAUUCGUAUCAGCCUAUUGAUAGCUUAAUAUCAGAGACAGUAAAGUCAAGCCUAAAUUCUUUGAGCCUGAAGACAACUAUGAGCAAUACAGCGAUUGAUAAGUUAAUUAGCCGAAUUAAAAAAAGAAAAGUUACUAAUCAUGCCGAAGUUACUAGGCCACGCCUAGAAGAUAUCGAGAAAUCAAUUGACCAAAAGCUAAAUCAAUCAAAGCAAACAGAUCUGAUAGAAAUGGGGCAAAACCUCCAAAAAGCUAUUAAAUUCAAUUAUCUGCAAAUUGACAAAAUUAACUCUGAAACUGAUAAAUUAAGCUUUGAGCAGCUAGAGAAUGAGUGUCAAGAAACCUUACGAGAUAUAGAAAAAUUCAAAGAAUUGUAUACAAUUUCUGUUAGGAAUAGGAUGGUAAUAACUAUUAAGGAAAAAUCAAUUGACAAAAGUUGAAAUCUUGACAGAAAAACAUUUUUUACUGAAUAUAUAGCAAGGGGCGAUUUCCAGUCAAGGACAAGUCCUGAUCCUCUUAGCAAUCAACGAGUGUUUACUCCAGCGUUCACAACUAUGCAAAGACCAAUAACUCAGAUGAGCAUGCCAAGUUUACUACAAAAAAAGUAUAGAAUGACGCCAAGGAUUUCAUACUCUCCACAAACACCACAAUUAGUAAUUUUUAUUCAGUUCCACCAUCGAUAA
Messenger RNA from Blepharisma stoltei, 1898 nucleotides. The record is from the annotation of a GenBank genome assembly. NCBI's taxonomy places the organism in Eukaryota, Ciliophora, Heterotrichea, Heterotrichida, Blepharismidae.